Molecule: messenger RNA, 1157 nt
Organism: Phragmites australis (common reed)
Lineage: Eukaryota; Viridiplantae; Streptophyta; Magnoliopsida; Poales; Poaceae
Exons: 2
Coding region: 201-650 (149 amino acids)
Source: RefSeq, a predicted model, not a curated record
UACUCAUCGCUCACCUCGCAAAAACAUAAGUACAGCGCCACUGGCGACACACACACAGAUGCGAACUAGCUAGCUCCACUCACAAGCUAGAGUGUACCGUCUAUCCUCUUUUCUCCUAGCUUGAUUCUCGCGCAGGAGCUAACGCAAGGUAGUCGGGGGUGAGGAGAGAGGAGCUAAGCUAGCGCGUGUGCAGGCUAUGCAUGGCAUGUGUUAAUAACAUGUACAACCCGGAGCACCACCAGCACCAGUCGUUCAUGGCGCCGCGGAUGUCCUUCUCCAGCGACUUCGCGGUCGAGCCGCCGCCGCCGGCUGCCACGCGCGGCGGCGCGCCGGGGGACGCGGACUUCGAGUUCUCGGUCGGCAGCCACCCGAUGAUGGACGCCGACCAGCUCUUCUCCAAGGGCCGCCUCCUGCCGCUCCGGGAGGCCCCGCACGGCCACGGCGCCGGUAGCGGCAGGCCCGUGACGCUGCGGGAGGAGCUGCGCGCCGACGACUGCCACGGGCGCGCGCCCCGCGCGCCCAACAUCCGGUGGAAGGAGCUGCUUGGCCUCAAGAAAGCGCCCAAGAAGCCCGCCGCCGCCGAAGCUGACGCUGGCACGUCGGCCGACGCCCAUAUGGAUCUUGGAGGCCAGGGCGGCACGAGAGACUGAUCGAAACAACAAAUGUAGCGAUGGAUGUAAGGAGUGACUGGUGAAGUAUUGCACGGUUAAUUGGGCGGUUACAUAUGUGCCUUUCAGCUAGAUGUUCAUCAUCUGCUUGUUGAUGAUUUGGCAUCUAGCUUGCUUGCUCGAUCACUGCUUAAUCGGAGGAGCUAUGAAGACAUCUGGGGGGCACGCGUAUGCAUUUGAUUUCCUUUUACCUCUCUGCUGGUUUUUUUGGGUGUAAAAGGGAAUUUUGAUCCUUAAUUUUGGGUUUGGUCGUCGAUCGGGUAGAUGGAUGGAUGAAUGCUUGGUCGUAUGCAGUCAAAUUAACUCCGCUUGCUGUGCCUCUCUGAGGUCAGUUAAAUGUAGUAUUUUUCUUCCCACAUGAUGUGGUCCAGUACGUGUUGUUUAGCUGUUCCCAUGCUUGUCUGCUUUUGGCACAGACGCACCUCCCUCCCCGCUUUUACCAUGUACAAAAUGUUUGUAGCUUAGCUAGCACUAGUAGCUCAAUUUGAG